GGCUAUGCGCGUCGCGUUCAAUUGAUGUGACUGAGGUUUGCCGCCGUUUUCAGUUGAUUCCACGAGCACAACAACAAGAAAUAAGGUCGCGACCAUCGCUCUCAUUACAAAUCCCACAGGCAACCAACUACUCACCCAUCACUACUAUGACACUAACCAAGCGACCCGCUGAUACCGCCGCGACCAAGGACGGUUCUUUCAAGCGUCUCAACUCGGGCGCUGCAGCAGACAAACCUGCACCGACCAAGCAGUCAUCAUUGCUGGCCUGGGCCACUCCAAAACCCAAGGCCACAGCAGACACUCCUUCGUCCGCAACAGGCACAGCCCCAGCGCCCCUUAUAGCGGUAGGCGCGACUUCGGUUGUUCCCGCAGCUCCUAAAGCAAAGCCUGAUAUCCUCAAAGGCCUUCCCGACGAAAAAAAGGAGCUGCUGCAGUUGGAGCAGGACACUAUGGACGCGACAUGGCUGCGUGCUCUGCAGGCUGAAUUCACGAAGCCCUAUUUCAUUGAACUGAAAAAGUUUCUCAAGCAGGAGGAUCUCAGCAAUCAGAAGGUGUUCCCACCAAAGCCCGAUAUCUAUAGCUGGUCCAGAUUCACACCCCUCCCUACAGUUCGCGUUGUAAUUCUUGGCCAAGAUCCUUACCAUGGCGAUGGUCAGGCCCAUGGACUGUGUUUUAGCGUCAAGAAGCCAGUUCGGCCACCACCUUCUCUCCUCAACAUGUUUAAGCUCCUCGAAAAAGACUUUCCGGGUUUCAAAAUCCCCAACCAUGGUUACCUCGAAACGUGGGCACGCCAGGGAGUGCUGAUGGUCAACUCUGCCAUGACGGUGCGUGCACAUCAGGCCAAUUCGCACAAGGGAAAGGGUUGGGAGCACCUACUCAAUGCGGUGAUCAAGACGAUCAGUGAUCAGCGUCGCAAUGUAGUAUUUUUAUUGUGGGGCAGGGACGCACAGAACCGAGGAGUGUUGGUCGACAAGAAGAAGCACCUCGUAUUGCAGAGCGUACAUCCGUCGCCUCUUAGCGCGCACCGCGGAUUCUUUGAUAGUCACCACUUCUCAAAGGCAAACAAGUACUUAGAGCAGAAUGGACAGCAACCGAUCAAUUGGAACAGCCUUAUCGAUGACAUGUCUUGAGCGCUGAAUGAUUAUUUGUGCCAGCAAGCCGCUUCAUAUAUAGAUAUACAGGAAUACGUAUCAAAC
Molecule: messenger RNA, 1196 nt
Organism: Gamsiella multidivaricata
Lineage: Eukaryota; Fungi; Mortierellomycota; Mortierellomycetes; Mortierellales; Mortierellaceae
Product: uracil-DNA glycosylase
Exons: 3
Coding region: 147-1130 (327 amino acids)
Biological process (GO): base-excision repair, AP site formation via deaminated base removal; base-excision repair
Cellular component (GO): nucleus; mitochondrion
Molecular function (GO): uracil DNA N-glycosylase activity
Source: RefSeq, a predicted model, not a curated record